Messenger RNA from Entamoeba histolytica HM-1:IMSS, 1611 nucleotides. RefSeq lists its product as uncharacterized. The coding region runs from base 1 to 1611 and encodes 536 amino acids. Lineage: Eukaryota; Evosea; Mastigamoebida; Endamoebidae. The record is from RefSeq and is a predicted model, not a curated record. The transcript has a single exon.
AUGACAAUUCUUGAAAAGGUUUAUUUAGCAAAUGUUUUAUUAUAUUUUUCUGAUUAUGUUGACUUCCUUCAAUUUUCUUUUAUUAAUUCAAAAUGUCAAGACACAUUACAUAUUAUAAAACAAUUUCCUUAUGGAAUAAAAUUAAGUAAAAAACUUUAUCAAGUUUUCAAAAUGAAUAAAAAAGUUAAUAAAAUACUUGAUAUUAUCCCAAACAUUGAAAGUAUAACUGUUCCCAAUGUAUUAUAUGUUUCAAUAAUUAAUAAAAAUAUUCAACAAUUAGGGAUUGAAAGAAUAACUGUUCCACAGAUUAUUCAAUUAAAACAAUAUGAUAGUAUAGUUUCAAUAAAAAUAAUUAUAGGUUAUAACGAGUUUAUAGAUUUAACACCAUAUCAUCAAUUAAAACGAAUUUAUAUUGUUGAUAUAAAUAAUACAGAUGAGGCAAUGUUUAUUCUUGAUCACCUUAAACGAUAUUUAUUUUUUCGAUAUAAAUCAGUUGGCUUUUCUGUUCAAAAAAUAUAUGAUAGAUUAAAAGAUUGUGAUAUUGAAAAGAUUAUUUUUGAUAUUAUAAGUGAUGAAGAUAACAAUAUUUCAAAAUCAAUUCUUCGUAGAUUACCUCAUGUAUUUUUUUAUAAAAGAGUAUUUUCUGGUAAUGAUACAGACUUUCAGUUAUUCACUUAUCAUGGAAAAAAUUUAAAAGUUAUAAAUGAAUCAAGAAAUUUAACUACACAAUUUAAUGCAUUAUACUUUCCUUCUAAAUUAUCUUUUAAAACAAUCCCCUCUUAUAUUCAAAAUUUUACUCAAUUAACUUCUAUAUCAAGUGAUUAUUGUGAUAUAUCUAAUCUUCCAAAUAAUAUACUCUCUUUUAAAACAAUGUCAUAUAAUCAAUUAAUGUUUCCACAAACAUUAAAUUCAUUAACACUUAGAUUAUACAAAAAUAUUAAUAUACCUUCAACUUUAACAUCUUUAUUCUUAGAAGAUAUAACAAUUCCAUUAAAAUGUGAAGAUGAAGAAACAUCAAAUUGUUUUAAUUUAAUAAAAUGUUCAUUACUUAAAGAAUUAAAGAUUCAAUGUUAUGACAUUGAAUUCACAAGUUUAAAGUCAUUACAACAUUUAACUAAGAUAAAUAUUAUUAGAAAAUAUCCAUCAUGUAUUUCAUAUAAUAAUCAAUUAUUCCCAUUAAAACUUCAAGAAUUAAAAUGUGAUGAAUUACUUUUACCAAAAAAACUUAGAAUUAAAAAAUUAAUUAUUGAUUGUUCUUCUACUUCAAGAAUCAAUUUAAUUCAAUACAAUUCAUUAACUUCAUUAAAAAUAUAUUCUCUCUGUCAUAAAAAUAUUCUUCUUCCAUUUUCAUUAAUAAAAAUUCAUUUAAAUAAUUUAUAUAAUAGAAUUGAAACUUUAAAUUUAUCAGAUGAACCUUCUUUAAAUCAAAUUAUUAUAGAAAAUUGUAAAGCUCAAUUAUUUAUGAAAUUACCAGAAGAUUUUGAUUUAUUAUGUAUUAUCAACUCAAGUAAUUGUAUGUUAACAUCAGUAUCAAAUAUUAAUAAAGUACUUAUUCAUUCAUCUUUAAUAGAUACUUCUAGAAUUUAUAGUAAUAUAACAAUUACUAAUUAA